AUUUAUUUCUUCUUCUUUAUCUUCUUCUUUUCCUCUCUGAAACAAUGGCUGUUAACAGUCAAACCCUAAUAUAUUUCAUGCUUGUAUCAGUGGCAGGCUGCGGAAUCUCCGCCUGGGCGAUUUCACUGCCUCCCGAGCUCAGUGACAAGCUUCACUCAGACGCUGAUGCAAUCAAAGCGGCUUCUACCGAUUACGGCCAUAUCAUUUCGGUGAAUCCCGCGGCGGUUCUUUUUCCAUCGUCCGUCGAUGAUAUCAAGACUCUUAUAAGUUUCUCGUUCAGAAGUAAUUAUACUCCGUACACUGUAGCAGCGAAAGGCAAUGCUCAUUCUGUCUGGGGCCAGGCCAUGGCGGCCAGCGGCGUAGUGGUGGAUAUGUUGUCGCUAAACAAGAAUGCAAACGGAAGUAGAAUUGUGAUAUGUGGAGACGAGGGCUCGGGUUUUUACGCCGAUGUUGGGGGAGAACAGCUGUGGAUUGAUUUGUUGAAUGCGACACUGAAACAUGGACUUUCACCGGUUUCAUGGACAGAUUAUUUGUAUACGACUGUCGGCGGGACGCUUUCAAACGCUGGAAUCAGCGGCCAAACGCAUCGCAGAGGUCCUGAGAUUUCCAAUGUCGAAGAAUUAGACGUGGUUACUGGAAAAGGAGAACUACUAACUUGCUCCCCACAACAGAACCCGGACUUGUUUUAUGGAGUUCUCGGAGGCCUUGGUCAAUUCGGAGUCAUAGCGAGAGCAAGAAUAGUUCUAGAGCCGGCACAGAAAAGGGUUAGGUGGUUACGUAUUCUUUACAAUGAUUUCGCUGCUUUUACUAAAGAACAAGAAAAUUUGAUCGCUCUGACGGGAAAAAAUGCACCGAAUUAUUUGGAAGGCCAACUUUUAAUGGACCCAAAUACUAAUCUUGACUUCUUUCCACCGGCCGAUCGCCCAAAAAUAAUCUCACUCAUAAAACAGUAUGGCAUCAUCUACUUAAUCGAAGUAGCCAAGUAUUACGAUGGCAGCAACAAUACUGUGGACGAGGAGCUGAAAGUAGUGUUGAAAAAUGCAGUAAGUUUCAUCCCUGGAUGUAUAUUCAUGGCGGAUGUGACCUACCUGGAUUUCUUAAACAGAGUUUACCCGGACGAGUUGGCUCUUCGGAAGCAAGGGCUUUGGGAUGUUCCUCAUCCAUGGCUGAAUCUCUUCGUACCCAAAUCUCGAAUCAUCGAUUUCAACAAUGGCGUUUUCAAGGACAUUCUUCUUAAAAACAACUUCACCACAUCACUCGUCCUUUUUAACCCCAUGUUCAGAGACAAAUGGGAUCUCAGGAUGUCUGCAGUUAUACCAGAUGAAGAUGUGUUCUACGCUGCAGGGUUUCUGGAUUCAAGUAGGUUCGAUAACUGGGAGGUCUAUGAUAAGAAAAAUAGAGAGAUAUUGCAGUUUUGUGCCAGUAAUGGGAUUAAAGUUAAGCAGUAUCUUGGCCACCAUGGAAGUAAGCAAGAAUGGAUUGAUCAUUUCGGCUCAAAAUGGAAUACAUUUCAGCAGAGAAAAUUUCAGUUUGAUCCAAAAUUGUUAUUAUCACCAGGACAAAAAAUUUUCAACUAAGAGUGCAUUUGGUGUAAUAUUCUAUUAAAAAA
This is a messenger RNA of Mangifera indica (mango), 1609 nucleotides long. RefSeq names its product cytokinin dehydrogenase 2-like. Bases 45 to 1577 code for a protein of 510 amino acids. Gene Ontology annotation, molecular function: cytokinin dehydrogenase activity; FAD binding. Lineage: Eukaryota; Viridiplantae; Streptophyta; Magnoliopsida; Sapindales; Anacardiaceae. The transcript is spliced from 5 exons. The record is from RefSeq and is a predicted model, not a curated record. Gene Ontology annotation, biological process: cytokinin metabolic process.